This is a messenger RNA of Gadus chalcogrammus (walleye pollock), 1720 nucleotides long. RefSeq lists its product as uncharacterized. NCBI's taxonomy places the organism in Eukaryota, Metazoa, Chordata, Actinopteri, Gadiformes, Gadidae. The transcript has 5 exons. The record is from RefSeq and is a predicted model, not a curated record. Bases 137 to 1327 code for a protein of 396 amino acids.
UGUGUUUUAUUCAGACUAAGAUGAUUGAGUUUAUGGCUUAUUUGAAUCCCAUGUUGAAGUUGAGUGUGCGAACUCACAACAAUGAGCCCUAAACAUCACAGUUGGUCCCGGCUGUGUACAGGUUGUUCCAUUCCACAUGACUGAGAGCCUGACCUCAUCGCCCACCUCCUGUUCUGGGACGUCUGCCCCUCCAUCCAUCCACAUCCCACACCAACACACUUCUCCUCCGUUUUUCAGGUGCAGUCUGGGUAACCAUCAGGUGACAUCCUGUCUGCCGUGUGACCUGACGCCACACAGCAGCAGAAUCAGCAGCGGGUAUAUCCCCGGCUGUCGCGUGCUGGCCAGGAGGCAGCAGGACGGACUUUACUACCCGGGGACCGCAAUACUAGAAUGUCGGCGCGGACUGUGGCUGGUUGAGUUGGAGCUUCUAGAAGGCGCCUCUAAGGUCUCCGAGCAGCAGCUCGUCUGCUCCUUGGACAUGAUCCCCCAAACGGGGGCCCACACAGGCCGGCUGGUACCCGGGGAUGCGGUCAUGACGCCAUGGGAACCGGGUGUGGGGAGGCCGUACGGGCCGGGGCUGGUGACGGCGGUGAUCGAGCACCAGGACUCUCUGAAUGUAGCUGACGGCGGCCCCACCCUUUGGGUGCGGAUGUGGAGCGGUUGUGUGGCUUUGGUCCCCCGGUCUCUGGUGGUCCACGUCUCCUCCUCCGACUACAGUCGGCUGGUCCAGGAGCAGGGGGGUCCAGGGUUGUCCCACUGCUGGCCCUGGCCCCCCACCCCUCCCUGGGCUCACCUCAGGGGCUGCCAAUCAACACCUGCCGCGUGUUACUGCCCGCCCCUUCAGGGGCGCUGUGCGUGGGCCGGCCCCCUGGGAGGCCGUGGGGGAUGUGAGAGGGCAAAGCUGGAGGAGGAGGCCCGUCUCCUGUUGGAGAACCUUGCUGCAACAGAGAUGUUGAGAAGCAGGUCCUCUCUGGCCACGGCUGAGGCGGUGACCAUCGGGGUGUCCCUUCCAACGUUCAGGCCCAAGGGGGACCAGAACAGACCUCCUUGGAGGUACUGGCGAAGGAGCACCCCUGAACCCCAACACAGGAAGCCAGGGACGCCAGCGGCCAGAAGAGCUAUACAGCCUGCCCGCUCCAGCCUCCCCAUGCUGCAGGUCAGCCUGUCUCCAAACCACAGCUCCAUGUUCCAAACCGUCGCUGCUUCUCUCAGGAGAGCAGACAUCAGAGCCGUCUUUGAAGGGACGCAUUUCCAACCCAGACCCCCCGCUAGCUGUAAAACAAACGCAGCUACGGCUGUUCACCUGAGGAUGAAUUGUUCCCCAUAAACAAUGCUACGCUUCUGUAUGACUGAUCUGUGAGAUUGUCUUGAGAUGUAUAGCGCACAGAGAAGGGAAGAUACAAAUAUGAAAUAUGAAAUAAAAAUAAUUGUAUAAUUUUAAGUGCUCAAUUAUUAAAUUUAGUGUAAUGUAAAACAAGUGCCACGACUCAAGUGUGUUCUAACAAGAAUACCCUUUAUUAUUUACAAAAUUGACAUUGUGCAAUUCGAGAAGCCCUGAUUAGAAAAAAUAAUUAUGAUAAUUUAAGUCAAAUAAAAUACUUUACACAUCUGGAAUCCCAUUAGGCAGCAGAUACAUAUACAACGUGUGUCAAAUAAAUUAUCAGAAAACAACUGAAAAAUAUAAGGAGACAAGUUAAAGGGCCUGGUCACUGUAGGAAUU